UUAAUUGUCAACGAAAACAGUCGACGAGGGUCACAACUCUUCGGGCAUUGAGAACAGUAACACCUGUACACAUAAUUAGAAUAGGUCUAGACAGAAGUAGCCUGACAAUCCGUCGAAACUCGUAGUCUUUUCCAGAGCAUCCGUUUUGUUUAUUCAGGUUUCUUGUCGAUAUAUACUUAGUAGAGACUUUUGGUGUAUGUCUAGUUUUAAAAACAUUGUCUAACAUAUAUCCAAUAAUGUUACACAGAAACGUGAAUAUAAGUUUUUUUUUUCUUGUUCAGACUGGGAUCAUCUUGGUCUGCAGGUGCGGUGAAACAGCCAUUUGCGGACCUCAGAGCAGCACAAAGCUUAGCCUACUGAGGAAGGUUCUGUGGAGAGAAAAAAAACACUCACCAUGUCUGCAUGGAAUGGGUCAAAUGCUCACUUUGACCGGGUCAGAGAUGUACCACAUUAUGACCAGGUGCCCAUCGGGUCACUUGCAAGGGACACAGAGCUAGCACUGAGUGCAGACCUCCCACCCCCACCCCUUCCUGCGUACCCUCCAGUUGGAUCUGAGUUCUACCCAAGCGACACAGAGGACAACCACGACGAUGCCAUGGACAUCAAACCUGUCCGUCGCUUCCUCCCCGACUCUGUGAAGAACUUUUUCCGGGGCAGUAAGCGUUGGUCGUCCCGUUCAGCCGCACCAGACAACAACACCACCUCUGGUGGCGUGCCAUGCUCUCCUCCAAACUCCUGCCCCCCUUCUCCAGGUCCCCCCGGCUCAUACCUUGAUCCCUACGGGGGGUCCGGAGGUAGCUACACUUCCCAAAAAGAGCGUGAAGCCAUGUUGUUGGGGGAGCCGGUGGAGUCGGUGUCCGGGGUGUCUGGGCGCUCGGCCAUGACCUACAGCGAGCGCGUGGAGGAGUACCACCAGCGCUACUCCUACAUGAAGUCCUGGGCUGGGCUGCUGCGCAUACUGGCCUGUGUGGAGCUGCUGCUUGGAGCGGCCGUCUUCGCCUGCGUCUGUGCCUACAUACACAAGGACAACGAGUGGUUCAACAUGUUCGGGUACUCCCAGCCCGGAAUGGGGAUCGGGGGUAUGGGUGGUGCCAUGUAUGGGGGUGGGAGCCAGUACACGGGGCCCAAGACUCCCUUUGUCCUUGUGAUCGCUGGCUUGGCCUGGGUGGCGACCAUCAUACUGCUGGUACUGGGCAUGACCAUGUACUACCGCACCAUCCUGCUGGACUCCAGCUGGUGGCCAAUCACAGAGUGUAUCCUCAAUUUUGCGUUGAGCAUGCUGUACAUGUCUGGUGGCGUCGUCUAUGUGAAUGACACUAACCGGGGGGGCCUCUGCUUCUACCAUGUGUUCAACAAUGGCCCCAAUGCAGCCUUUUGCCGCACUGAAGCAGGCCAAACAGCAGCCAUUAUUUUCCUCUUUGUUAACAUGUUGGUGUAUCUGGUGGGUUCUGGUGUUUGCCUGAAGUUAUGGAGGCACGAGGCGGCCCGAAUGCGCCGUGAGGCCUUAGCACAAGAGAUGAAGACGACCGCAUCAGUGCCAUUUGGAUUGACCGGCCCAGGCUCCAGUGUUUCUGAACCAGUGAGGCAAGCUAUGCUGUCAGUUCAGCCUGAUGGCCGAUCACUGUCUCCCGGACCCACACUAGAGCCGGAGAUCAUCCGGGGUCACAUUCCAGCCGGACACAUUCCCAAACCUGUGAUAAUUCCAGAUUAUGUGGCGAAAUACCCCUCUAUUUACUCGGAUGAGGAGCGAGACAACUAUAAGGCAGUGUUCAAUGACCAGUACGCAGAGUACAGGGAGCUACACGCUGAGGUUGAAGUCCUGAUCAAGAAGUUUGAUGAGAUGGACAACAUGAUGCAGAACAUCCGUCCUACCAGCCAAAUGGAGAAGGAGCGUGUCGAUGCCGUUAUUCAAGAGUAUCAGAGGAAAAAAAUGGAUCCCACUUUCUUGGAGAAAAAAGAGAGGUGUGAAUAUCUCAAGAGCAAGCUGGCUCACAUCAAGCAGAAAAUAUAUGAAUAUGAACAACAUGGCCACCGGAACCGAUCGCAGCACACCUUCUCUUACGAAGAGAAGCUCCUGCACUUUUACCGCUGGACUUCCCCACCUGGUGUGAUGAAGAUCAUCUCCAUCAUCAUCAUCAUUAUGUGUGUGGCUGUGUUUGCCUGUGUGGCCUCCACACUGGUCUGGGACUAUGACAUGUCUGCCAUGGGCAUGGGAGGCCUUGGAACAGGGUUGGGAGGUGGUGGGAUGUAUGGCGGGGGCUAUGGAGGAAGCUAUGGUGGGGGAGGCACUUAUGGUGGGGGUUCUUUUGGUGGGGGAUCAGGCACAGGAGGCUAUGGCUAUGGUGGGAGUGGGUACAUGGAUCCCAAAUCAGGCAAGGGCUUCAUCAUUGCGAUAGCAGCCAUCACCUUCAUCGCUGUGCUCAUCAUCCUCAUCCUGGUGGUGUCACGCCAGAGCACCUCACAAUCACCCAAAUUUUACUUGGCGUCCACCAUCAUUUCGGCCAUCCUGGCUCUUUUGAUGCUCAUUGCCACUAUUGUCUACAUGGUGGCUGUUAACCCACAGGCCCAGACGUCAGGGUCUAUAAUGUACAGCCAGAUCCAAAUGAUGUGUUCCCAGUUCCAAAACCAACAGCAGGCCUCGGGCAUCUUCAUCAACCAGUACCUGUAUCACUAUUGUGUGGUGGAGCCACAGGAGGCCGUUGGUAUUGUUCUUGGCUUUCUCAUUGUCGUGGGCCUCAUCAUCCUGCUGGUAUUUGCGGUGAAGACUCGCGGGCAGAUCCGCAGAUAUGGCAGGGACCGCGUCCUGUGGGAGGAGGUCAAGAUGCUCCGAGAUGCGGGACCCAAGAGUGUUGGGGAGUGGGUGACGAGUGUAUCGGGUGAACCAAACGCUCUGGUGAAUGACUACAAUGACCAAGUUGGUGGUUCUAUAAACUACCUGGAUGAAGGCAUGGAUAAGGAGAGACCCAUAUACCUCCCAGGGAGCUCUGACAUUACAAGCUCCUUGGGUGGCCUGAAGAGCAAGCGGAAGGGCAGUGACAUGGGAACAGAAUCUGCGGAUGAACUGGAUGACCUUGACUUGGACAGUGAGUUCCCUCCUAUUGUCACUGAGGAGCAGAGGCUGGACUAUAAGCGUGCGUUUGAUAGGGACCACAUGGAGUACAAGCGGAUUCAAGCGGAGAUCGAUGAUGUUAACCUGGGAGUGACCGAGGUGGACAGAGAGCUGGACAGACUGCAGGAGGGUAGCCCACAAUUCCUGGAUGCCAUGGAUGAAUACAACAGACUGAAGACCCUAAAGAAGUCAUCAGAAUACCAAAUGAAGAAGAUGAGGAGCAAGUACCUGAAGGCUAAGAUGUCCCACUUGAAGAAGAGGGUCAAUCAGUAUGAUCACAGACCAUGAAGACUUCUGACCUUUCACCUUUCACUUGUUGUCUAUGCCUGUUCUGUGCUCAGGUCUUUUAGUAUUUCUGUGUGUUUUUUUUUUUUUUUUUUAGAUUAGGA
Alosa alosa (allis shad) is the source of this 3498-nucleotide messenger RNA. Its product is annotated as MARVEL domain-containing protein 2-like. NCBI's taxonomy places the organism in Eukaryota, Metazoa, Chordata, Actinopteri, Clupeiformes, Clupeidae. Gene Ontology annotation, cellular component: bicellular tight junction; apical plasma membrane; cytoplasmic vesicle. Gene Ontology annotation, biological process: bicellular tight junction assembly. The record is from RefSeq and is a predicted model, not a curated record.